GAACCGCCGGGUGCCGGAGAACGUGCUGGCGGUGGCCUUGGUGGCCUUGGUGGCCUUCCUGGGCUACGGGCUGCUGCUGCGGGGGCUUUUCCGCGACCUCGGCCUCUUCCAGUUCUGCCUCGUCAUUGCUGGCUGCCAGUACUCCCUGCUCAAGAGCGUGCAGCCAGACGCCGCCUCCCCCAUGCACGGCCACAACCGGCUGAUCGCCUACAGCCGCCCCGUCUACUUCUGCCUGGCCUGUGCCCUCAUCUGGGGGCUGGAUGCUGCCGCCCGUGGCCCCCUUGGGGCCCCGGGGUGGGGGACACACACACCCCGGGGGUUCCCCGCUGACACCCCCCCGCAGCGGGAGGUCCUGCUCUCGGACCUGGUGGUCUGCCCGGCCGUGGCCGUGCUGACCUUCGCCAUCAGCGCCAGCACCGUCUUCAUCGCCCUCAAGUCGGUGCUGGGCUAUGUCCUGCACGGACUAGUAGCCUUACUGGGGCUGGUAGCCCAUUACCUCCUGCCCCAGCUUCGCAAGCAGCUGCCCUGGGGCUGCCUGGCCGGGCCAGUGCUGCGGCCCCGUGAGUACAGCCAGUUCGAGGUCCGCGGCGCAGCGCAGCUGAUGUGGUUCGAGAAGGCGUUUGCGGGGCUGCAGGCGCUGGAGCGGCUCUGCCUGCACCCCGCCGUGGUGCUGCACGCCCUCACCCACCAGGCGCAGGCCAUCAGCGCCCGCCCCGACACCGGCUGCCUGCAGUAG
Molecule: messenger RNA, 736 nt
Organism: Haliaeetus leucocephalus (bald eagle)
Lineage: Eukaryota; Metazoa; Chordata; Aves; Accipitriformes; Accipitridae
Product: pecanex-like protein 3
Exons: 6
Source: RefSeq, a predicted model, not a curated record